AACGGAAGUCCAAAUCCAAAACGGAGCCCCAAUAAAACCUUACUUAUAUAUAGGUAGUCGGCUAGCAGUUCCCCGGAAAUUCAAUUCAACGCAUUGGAAAAUUGAAACAUCAAGAAUCUGAUACCCAAUUACCUUCUAUUGGUAUAGAUUCAUUUGACAGUAAUAAGAAUUCAGAUUUAAGGGUUUUAAGCUUUAAAGCUACAAAUACAGAAAGGGAAUUAAGAAGAAAUGACACAGCCGAGUAAAGAGCCAUGUAAGAAACAGGCUUGCGACAUUCAAACUUGCCUUUCCAAGAACAAUUUCCUUUCUCAAAGGUGUGUAAAGGUGAUCGAAGCACUAAAGUACUGUUGUGAGCAAUGUGAAUACAAAUCAACACAUUGUGCUUCUGUCUCUGGGCUUCUAAAGCAAAUACAGAAAAAAUAGAGUUCAAUGGCUACAGUUGGCAGAAGACCACAGAUAAUACUAUAUCCUAGUUGUUCUCCGUACCAGAGGAGCCAAAGUGAGUUGCUUUUCAGAAGAUCUGAGAACCUGUUUGAACGUUUCUACUGCAAUCAAGAAAGCUGGGUCACUGCAUAAUGUAAUCGUAUCAUAUUUUAAUUUUGUUUUAAAUCCAUUAGAAAUCCGAUUUUAGAUAUUGAGGACGAACGAACAUAUGGAUGUAUUUCAGCAGUAUGUCAUAGGGAACAUAGCUAUUGAACCUCACAAGUUGCGUCAUACUUAAUAAAUUGUGGCGAUGAUGGCCGUGGCACACUAAACCUGUAGAUAGACUGCAUUAUCUCAUUUGACCAGCUUGUAUAGACGGAGCAAGCUGUUACUGUUGCCGCGCUAGUGUGCCCUACUGCCAGUGCUUUUGAAUUUCUUUUACCGAAGAACACUCAUUUGCUUGUUCGUUACGAAUAGGUUGGUAUUUUUUGCCACAAAUAUGUAUCAUUCCUAUUAAAAAGGUGAAUAACUUGGGCAAGUUUGGUUA
This is a messenger RNA of Nicotiana tabacum (common tobacco), 970 nucleotides long. NCBI's taxonomy places the organism in Eukaryota, Viridiplantae, Streptophyta, Magnoliopsida, Solanales, Solanaceae. The record is from RefSeq and is a predicted model, not a curated record.